Molecule: messenger RNA, 2028 nt
Organism: Colletotrichum truncatum
Lineage: Eukaryota; Fungi; Ascomycota; Sordariomycetes; Glomerellales; Glomerellaceae
Source: RefSeq, a predicted model, not a curated record
AUGUCGGGAGAGAGUCCUGAAGGUCACCGACCUGACAAUGGGCAUGGUGGCGACUUCAAUGAGUCUCCUCUUGAUUACAUCUCAGGUCAAGGUCUCGGGAGAUCGCCAUCACCGUACUCUUGUUCAGAACGUACUGUCCCAACACAGGUCGCUGGACCAGAUGAGGAAGGUCAGCUAAGCGACGAUCAUAACAUCGUCCUAGACUCUGACGCAGCCAAAGAGAAUGAGAGACAAGUUCUAGAACAGGCCGGUAUAGAACUAGAAACACAAGAGCUUGAAGCCCACUGGCGCCGCCGGCUACACACCGAAACCCCCGUCCCGGCGCAACCAUCUCUCGUCAUUGGGGCGCCGCUAGGCAAGAAUCUCACAGCAGCUGAAGCCGCAAGACGUCUUGUAUCCCAAUGGGAGGCAAUCUACAAGGCUACCGUCUCAGAAACUCCCGAGGGUGCCGCUUCCGUUCUGGAAUCUCUAGACGAAGCUCGCGCUCAACUCGCCUCCUUUCAAUCCUCCGAUGGAGGCAGCAGCUUCGGCGAGAUAUCAACGCCACUCAACUCUCUCGCAGAACAUAAACUAAACUCCGUCUCUUCCCGCAUUCAAGUACUAGAGUCCGCAUUGUUGGAGUCCACCUUUCCACCAGAGCGAGCAAACAUCUCCGCCGCAAUAUCAUUCUACCGCAACUCCAGCAUCCCUUACUCUUCGAAUUGGGCUCUAGUCUACGCCGGCAAUCUUGUCGACUUCGCGCCGACCUAUGCCUCCUUCACCUCCGAUCGCGCCGAACGGCUGGACCGUUACUCGCGAAUGUACGGCGAAGGAUGGCUCUGGUUCGAACCGCCACUAGCCCGAGAGUCCGCACCAAUCUUCUCCGCGCGCCGCGGGACCUGGCUGCCGGAGACGGACACAUCGUUUGACAUGGGACACUACAGCGUCGCCAUGUCGUUCAGACGGAUGAAGAACCUGGCCUACCAUGGUACAAACUCCUCGCGAAAACGAAGACGCUCCGAGAUCUCUGACGAAGACGAGAUAGACUGGCCACUCUCGUCGGCCGAAACGGACUCGGAAAGCUCCCUCUCUCCGACCGCCCGUCCUUCGAGAAAGCGCGCACAAGAAAAGGCACCACCCACCCAGCUUCGCGAAUCCCGUCCUACCCGGCAUCCGCACAUGACCACCGACCCUGCCGCGCCGGUGCUGCAUUUCAGCAUGCUGCUCGACAGCGGCGCGACGCUCCCUAUGCUCUACCACCAUGACAUGCUGGCACUGGGCAUCAAUCCAAACCAAUACGCCGCCGUAUCCUGCAUCACGGUCGAAACGGCGGCUGACAAGCUGAUCACUUCGUGGAUUUACGAGAUGCAGGUCGCUAUAGCAGACACGAACACCUGCUCCUCGCUAGUAUCCCCCACCUCUCCCGUCUGGCCUGCAGAAGAACAUUAUUUGGGAGGCAUUGUCCCCGUCAUGGUCAAACCUCUGCCGAAGCCGGGCAAGGGGCCAGCGUUUUCCACUUCAAGUGGGAAGACGAGCGCAAUCGCGCAGACGGUGGGAGAUCAUACCACAUUCCUCGAAACAGCAACCUCUGUAAUCGAUACAGCGGAGGGAAGAGACUACGGCCGGCUUUCGGGGUUGCUUCCCUUCAAAUGCUGCUACGUCCAGUCCACCCCCGGCCUCAAGGCGAUCUGGCUGGGUGAAGACCGUCGGGAUGUUUUGGGCGCGCAUCGAAUGCCGGGCCAGAUGCGAUGGGCGCCAGGUUCGAACCGUACGUGUGAUCCGGGACAGCCAAGGGACUUGUGGAAGGAUAUCUGCGGCCAAGGUGACGAAGGCAAGCCCGUGUUGCUACGCAUGGCGCAUGAAAACGUCGCCUCUGGGAGCGGCGGUAGAGGCAAAGACCCCGUGCGCAUGGUGGAUGUUGAAGAGAAGGGGUGGAAGGGACGGAGUGAGAUCUUGGUUGUGGAUGGGAACGGGGUUCGGACGAAACAUGUCAUUGAGCCCAAAUCUUUGCACGGCCAGGGGGUGAAAAGGAGGAAACUGAACAGGUGA